Messenger RNA from Caenorhabditis angaria, 2393 nucleotides. Lineage: Eukaryota; Metazoa; Nematoda; Chromadorea; Rhabditida; Rhabditidae. The record is from the annotation of a GenBank genome assembly.
AUGCCAAGCAUUUGUGUUGAUCAACUUAACAUUUUGAUUUGGAGAUAUUUGCAGGAAAAUGGUGAGUUCUUUUUGAUUUGGAAGAAAAACAACAUUUUUGGGACGAUACUUUGUUUAAAUAUUUUCAUUCUGAAUUUUAAAUUAAAAUUAUAAUGAACAUCUUUAGGUUAUAACCAUGCUGCUUAUACAUUUGGUCUCGAAUCCUCAAUAACCGAAGUCGAAAAAGAUUGUGCACAUUCGGCUCUAAUCCCAAUCGGAGCACUUGUCAGACUCGUUUACAAAGGAAUAAUGUACACAGAAGCUGAAGACAAUGAUAAAAAAUCAUACAGUUUAUUAGAAGCCGUUUUCCGACUUGACGCAAAUCAACAAGCCGCAGCUGCUGAUAGCAGUGAUGAUGAGCCGGAAAAAAUGGAUGAAAGUGAACAGGAAAGCGGUGAAGAUGAGGAAGAAGAGGAGGAGGAAGAAGAUGAUGAAACUGAAGAGGAUGAUUCGGAUGAUGAUAUUGAGAUUAUUAAAAGACCAUCAAUUCCAUCUACAGAAUCUAUUCUAGCGCGAUCGAAGACUACACGAGGAUUAGUUCGGAUAAAACCAAGUUCCCAGAGCACUACAGCAGCAGCUUCCACAUCAACACCUUCAACAUCAGCAACAACAAGAAAACCUGCACCAAUGACAUUAGCUGAGAAGAAAUUGAUGCAACGAAAAGAAGUGGCAAAACCUCAAAAAGUUCCGGAACGUAAAACUCCAAUAAAUAUAGAGGGAUCAAUGAUCAAAUAUUUGUGUGGGCAUAAUGCUGAAGCAUUUAUUUGCUCCUGGAACCCGAGAGACAGUAUUGUUGCGAGUGGAUCUGGUGAUUCAACUGGAAGACUCUGGUAUCUUCAUAAUAUAGAUACAUCAUCUGCGAAAUCAUUGGAGAAACAAUCGAAGGUUUUGAAGCACACAUUUUCUGGAAUCAUGUCAACGCCUAACAAACAAGUUAAUCAUGUGAGUUUGUUUUUUUUUGAAAUUUAUGGACAAAAUUGUCAUUUUCAAAACCAUAAUGUGUGCAAACAGAAAACACCGAACUCUACGCACAAAGUCAAAAAUCAUUCUGUGAUUUUAAAAAUUAGGCGACUUGAAAAAUGAAAAGCCUGAUUGGUUUUUUUGGAAUUUACAUGUAUUUUUGGAGGAAUUUCCACGUUUAAAAGAUAGUCUGAAUGAAAAAUCGAAAAUUAUUUUUAAUCGCUAAAACUUCAGAGAUUUCGAAAAUCAGCCAGAACUUCAGUUUAAUUAAUUUUCGCAAUGAAAAUUUUCAGAUGAUCGAUAAUAUAUGAUUAUUAUGAAAGUUAAUGAUCAGAAAUCAUAUUUUUGAAGCACCCUUAUUAAAGUUGACCCUAGACUUUGAAAAACCAGGUUUUCAAAAUUCCCUAAUGAAUGAUGAUUUGCAGGAUGUCACCUCGUUGGAUUGGUCAAAUGAUGGAUCAAAGCUUGCGACAGGCUGCUACGAUGGCUAUGCAAGAAUUUGGUCAAAAGAAGGACAUCUGCAGUCAUGUCUGGAAUUCCACAAGGGCCCAAUCUUUGCUGUCAAAUGGAAUGUCACCGGCGAGUAUUUGGUCACAGCUGGCGUUGACAAAAGUACAGUCGUCUGGAAUUCUGAUGGAACUAUGAAGCAAAGCUACACAGUCCACGAAAGCUCGGCGCUUGAUGUUGAUUGGGUUUCGCGUGAUUCGUUUGCAUCGUGCUCGACAGACAAGAAAAUUAUGAUUUGCAAAGUCAAUCAUUUUACUCCGAUUAAAACUCUGGUUGGCCAUCAAAAUGAGGUGAAUGCGAUUCGAUAUGAUUCACAUUCGAAACGAAUCGCAAGUUGUUCGGAUGACAAAACACUCAAGAUCUGGUCGGUUGAAGAAGCAGCCGCUUUGUACACUUUCAGUGAUCAUGAGAAGGAAAUUUACACUUUGCGAUGGAAUCCAAAUGGACAUAUUGUUGCUAGGUAAGAAAGAUUAUUGAUCUCUUCCAAAAAUCCAUCCAACAUUUUUCAGCGCCUCUUUCGAUCACACAGUCAGACUGUUUGAUGUGAAUCAAGGAAAAUGCAUCAAAGUUCUAGAAGGACACACGGAUCCUGUCUAUAGUGUUACGUUUUCACCGGAUGGUCGUUAUAUUGCUAGCGGAUGUUUUGAUCGAUCUGUAUUUGUUUGGGACGUUAAUGUGAGAUUUUUCAUAAGAAAAUAAUUCAGAGAGUUUUGAAACACUGAUUAAUAAAAAUAAAUUUUCAGACCGGAACCUGUGUGGGCAAAUACGUUGGAGACAAAAAUGAUGGUGGCAUCUUUGAAGUUAGCUGGAGUCACACUGGAAAUCGUCUGGCUGCAUCAGCGUCCGAUGGAAAAAUUAUUUUGAUGGAUGUUCGGAAAAUUAUCUAA